GUAAUAAGAAGCGCAUAUUAUCCAUAAAUGUCUAAAUAUGAUCAGCACGUUGCCUCUCAAGUCCGCGGGCUUGAGUACACAUCCAUAUUUAAUUUUAGUGUGUAUUGACCACAGCAUUAUAAAAAUAAAACGUGUGAACAUCCUGUGAAAGAGAAAAAAGGACAAUGAGCACUACGUCUUUGAGCAUCUAAGAUCCUGUUUCAGUAUAUUCUUUUCUUCUUUCACUCCUUUCAAUUACAAAAUGCAAUUACUCUCAUUUUAUUCUUCCAGCAACAGCAAACAACCCACCCCUUCCACAAGCUCGAGUACAGCAGCAAAUAAUGGCAAAAGUUCAUCAUUGGCUCCUAGCACAUCGACGACAACAACUGCAUCAUCGCUCCUGACGCCAGAUGACGAAGACAAGGCUGAAGAGCAACUUUUCAAAGAUAUGCUUAGCGCUCGUAAAGCCCUCGACUUAUUUCUCGACUCUCGUAUUCCUGAAGCUGAAGCUAUUCUUGAACCGCACUUGUGCAAAACAUCAAUGUAUUACGCACUGGGCAAAUCCGUCCUGCUCACACUCAAGAGCAUGAUGACAUUCCAGCAAACCGAUUUUGAAGUCGCUAUCGAGUCAUUGAAGCAUACGGUUCAAUUAUCGAGUCACCUUAUCCGCAAGGGACAUGGUACAUUGUGGUUUUUGGAAAACAUUACUUCUUGGGUCAGAGCUGGAUUGUCUGUCGAUACACUCCAGAAAAUGCGCCCACUUUAUCGGCAUGCAGAAUUGGUUCAUGCAGAGGCUUAUUUGCUAAAAGCAAUGAUCUGCAUCAUCCAUGAUGAGAGCUUAGUAUCAUUUCUACGAGAAGGCCUUCACAUACGCCAGAGCUACAUGACCUAUACCGUACUGGAAAAGUUUGUGCAGACGACGGACGAGCCAUUGGAUGAUCAUUUCACCUCGGGUGUCAAGUUCGGCGUGGGCUGUUUCAACUUGAUGCUGUCCUUGCUUCCCAAGACGGUUAUAAAGCUUGUUCAGUUUAUUGGAUUUUCAGGUCAGCGACUGCGCGGUCUUGAACUACUCGAAUCCAGUGGUGGUUGGGACACAUACAAGCAAACGGGCGUGAUGGUAGAGCGACAGGGACCGGCCGAAGGCUUACGACGCCAGUUUUGUGACAUGGCUUUGGUUGGCUAUCAUAUUGUGCUGGCUAAGCUGAUGCCCAUGUCUCAUGUGGACGACGAUCUUGCAGGAACUAUCCUGAAAUACAACCUUGACUUAUACCCGAAUGGCGUGUUUUUCCUCUACUUCCAUGGCCGUCAGCUAUUUAGCGAACGGAAACUCGACGAAGCUAAUGCAGAGUAUAUCCGCGCGAUCGAAACUCAAAAGGAAUGGGUGCAGUUGCAGCAUAUUUGCUAUUGGGAACGCGGACUCAUUAGCAUCUUGCAGCGGGAUUGGAAGACAGCUUCGGAUAUCUACGAAAUUCUCUACAAGGACAGUAACUGGUCCAAGUCGGUCUAUGCAUAUUUCAGGGGCAUGACGUUGUACAUGUUGGCGCAGCAGGAAAAGGAUGACAAAAAGUGCAAAUCGCUCAUGGCACAAGCCAGCUACAUGAUGAAAAAGGUGCCAAGCUUGCGGCAAAAGAUUGCUGGUAAAUCUAUUCCUUUGGAGAAAUUUGUCGCACGCAAAGCACGCAAAUUUUUAGACCAGGAUAACGUGUUGAUGUUCUCAGACUUGGAGAUUACUAAUGCUUUUGGCGCAUGUGAUUACAUCCCCGUAAAUCUACUUUGGGCUAACAUUGACCGCCUUGACAUUGAGCUAUCACAGCUCUGCACGACACACAAAAACUAUGCGGACGAUCUAUGCUUGGGCAACUAUCUCCUCGCUUACAUGACGCGUUUGCUGUUGACUAAAAUUGAGGAUAAUAACGAGAAGGAAAUGGACAAGCUGCGUGGUAUACAUCACAAAUCCAUCCAGAUAGUCUUGAAUGCUGCCAAGGAUGUCCAGUUUGAUCAUUAUGUGUAUUACUUUGCACGAUACGAAAACGCCCGGAUGUUGAUUAUCGAGGGCGAUUAUGACGCAGCCGAACAGGAACUUGAGGUCGUCUUAAACGCAAAUGACAAGAGCCAAUACAAUAUCGGUGCAGGAUCCAAGGCCAAGUCCAAAUAUAGUUUGGAGAACCAUCUGCUUUUCAAGUGCCAUAACUGCGUGACAGAGCUCGAAGAGUUACGAAAGCAACAGGAUAAGCAACAGCGGUUAGAUGACAACAGUGAUAAUGACUCUUUUGCAUCAGCUGCUUCCGAUGUAUAGAGAAAGAAGACCUGAUAUUCUAAUAUUUUUUUUGUAAUUUAAACUACAUUUCAGAUAUUUUUAUUUUUCUUUUAUAGUUUCUGGU
Messenger RNA from Zychaea mexicana, 2360 nucleotides. RefSeq lists its product as uncharacterized. The record is from RefSeq and is a predicted model, not a curated record. The transcript has 3 exons. Gene Ontology annotation, molecular function: protein binding. The coding region runs from base 242 to 2275 and encodes 677 amino acids. Gene Ontology annotation, cellular component: nucleus; mitochondrial outer membrane; cytosol. NCBI's taxonomy places the organism in Eukaryota, Fungi, Mucoromycota, Mucoromycetes, Mucorales, Lichtheimiaceae.